Molecule: messenger RNA, 837 nt
Organism: Emericellopsis atlantica
Lineage: Eukaryota; Fungi; Ascomycota; Sordariomycetes; Hypocreales; Bionectriaceae
Product: ClpP/crotonase-like domain-containing protein
Exons: 1
Coding region: 1-837 (278 amino acids)
Biological process (GO): fatty acid beta-oxidation
Cellular component (GO): mitochondrion
Molecular function (GO): enoyl-CoA hydratase activity
Source: RefSeq, a predicted model, not a curated record
AUGUCUCAAACGUUUAGUAGCCCGCCCCCAUCCGUCCCCGACGUGCUCAUCACCUCGCCUGUCCCUCAUGUCCUCCUCGCCACACUCAACCGUCCCAAGGCCCUCAACGCCAUGCAGCGCGAGAUGCACUACCGCCUCGACAAGCUGUGGUCCUGGUUUGAUGCCGAGCCAACGCUCCGCGUCGCUGUGCUGACGGGGUCCGGACGCGCGUUCUGCGCGGGCGCGGAUCUAAAGGAGUGGAACGACAAGCACAAAGACGGACAGACACAAGAGCCUCAAACAGUGGAGAAGUGGAACGAGAAUGGAUUUGGAGGACUCAGCAACCGACGAGGCAAGAAACCCGUCAUUGCAGCUGUCAAUGGCCUAUGUCUGGGAGGAGGCAUGGAGAUUGCCAUCAACUGUGACAUGGUCAUUGCCCACGAGAGCGCCCAGUUCGGCCUCCCCGAAACCAAGAUUGGCGUUGUCGCCCUCGCGGGUGCACUGCCCAGGCUGACGAGGCUUGUGGGACGGGCGAGGGCUUCAGAGAUGGCGUUCACGGGCAGAUCGUACCCGCCCACGACGAUGCUGGACUGGGGCGUCAUCAACAAGAUUGUCAAGGGGGACGUGGUACAAGAGGCGCUGAAGUGGGCCGGCGAGGUGGCCAACAACUCGCCCGACUCGAUCAUUGUCAGUCGCGCUGGCAUCCUGAGUGGCUGGGCGCCCGAGGAUCCGCAGGACGCCACGAGGCGAGUCGAGUUUGGCAUCUACAAGGAGAUGGAUGGCGCGCAGAACAUGAAGGAGGGCGUGCUGAGCUUUGUGGAGAGGAGGAAGCCCGUCUGGAGAGACAGCAAGCUCUAA